AUGGCGAGCAAUUCGUCGUUAAUUGUCCCCGUUGGCGGAGGACUACUGGAUGGCCUCAACUCGACCUCUCACAACGCCACCUCGCGGCCUGACACAUGGUUUGGGGCCCUCCAAGACGUUGAUUUUCUUCUCCUGGAAGCCAAACUAGUUCUCAGCGCGGCCGGGAUUAUCUACGUCGGCGCCCACGCGGCUCUGCGGAGGCCACCGUCGGCAGCGCUACCCAAGGACAAAAAGGCCCGGCGCAAGACGGAGGAGGAGGACAAGCUGUCGCAGGGCCUGGAAAUGUCGGACGCCAUACUGUUCCCCGUCAUGGCUGGCAUAGUCCUCAUGGGCCUGUACUAUCUCAUCCAGUGGCUCAAUGACCCCGCCAUCAUCAGCAAGAUUCUGCGCUGGUACAUGUCGAUUGUCUCGGUGGCGAGCUUGGUGACCCUCUACGCGCACGGCGUGGAUCUGGUCGCGGCGUUUGUGUUUCCAAAGUACUGGAGAGGUCCGGAUGGAAUUUUACGCACGGCGAAUCAGAAGACGCAGGCUGUUGUUCGGUGCGAUAAUGUUGGCAAUGUCGGCGAUGGUUCCUCUCCGGCUACCGGCAACCCCUUACCAGGUGUUCUUAGCCUUCUCGCUCCGACAAAAAAGCUGCAAAAGGUUGCUUGGGAAACGAGGGCUAUCUUUAAGCGAGAUUGGCUGCUCAGAUUCUUUCUGCAGGGAGUGGGCGAGGAAAAGACAUACAUCAAGUUUGCGACAAUGAUGGCUCUACCGUUGGCGGCUGCGACGUCAGUUCUUUACUUUUCCUCCAACUCACCAUUUUUGUCCAAUAUGCUGGGUUACGGAAUGUGCUACUGCGCAUUCCUUGUCUUGUCGCCCACUGACUUGCUCAUCGGUUCACUCGUGCUGUGGGGUCUCUUUUUCUACGACAUAUUCAUGGUGUUUUACACCCCGUACAUGAUAACAGUGGCGACAACUCUCGAAGUCCCCAUUAAGUUGCAGUUCAAGGCGGCCCAACGUCAAAGUAUUCUUGGUCUGGGCGACAUUGUCAUUCCUGGCAUGUUUAUUGCCUGGGCUCUCCGUGCUGACCUGUGGCUACACUACAAGCGCCUGGUCAAAUACGAGUCGACAGAGUUGAAGAUUCUGGAAAAGGAUGCCGCUUCCGGCGAGCUGGUGACUCGCAGCGAGACAAAGCACCGCGAGAUAAAGCCCCCCUACGUAGAGGUCAAGGGCAAUUGGGGUGACUGGUUCUGGACGCGUAGGCUCAUGUACUUGUGCGCCCCAAAGGAGGUACCUGUUUCGGUGGCGGCAGGUAACUUCAAAAAGACGUACUUUUAUGCUUCCAUGGUCGGCUACCUAUUGGGUAUGCUAGCUACGCUGGCGAUGCUUCUCGUCUUCAAGCGUGGCCAGCCAGCGCUGCUGUAUCUUGUCCCAGGCGUACAGGGCGCUACUUACCUCACGGCCAUCGUGCGCGGUGAGCUAAAAAGCCUGUGGAAGUAUACUGAAGACGGUAGUCUUGAUACGGUCGAUGUGGUUGUGGACUUGGACGCAGAUGGAAACCCUUUAAAGACCAUUGGCAAGCUCGAGAAUGGAGUCGUGGAUACUACGAAGAAGGAUGACAAGGAUGCCAAAGCGAAGCAAUCUGACUCGAAAGGAGCUAAAGCCGGCGCUCACAAGAAAGGGGAAGAUGGGAAGGAUGGGAAUGAGGGCAAGGAGAAGAACCACCAUGUCUUUUUGUUUUCGCUCGAAGCGCCCCCGGACGACAAGGAAGCAUAG
This is a messenger RNA of Beauveria bassiana ARSEF 2860, 1758 nucleotides long. RefSeq names its product signal peptide peptidase. Gene Ontology annotation, cellular component: cytoplasmic side of endoplasmic reticulum membrane; lumenal side of endoplasmic reticulum membrane; membrane. Gene Ontology annotation, molecular function: aspartic endopeptidase activity, intramembrane cleaving. The coding region runs from base 1 to 1758 and encodes 585 amino acids. The transcript has a single exon. The record is from RefSeq and is a predicted model, not a curated record. Gene Ontology annotation, biological process: membrane protein proteolysis. Lineage: Eukaryota; Fungi; Ascomycota; Sordariomycetes; Hypocreales; Cordycipitaceae.